This is a messenger RNA of Lodderomyces margitis, 1893 nucleotides long. It is a transcript of the gene MRE11, whose product is annotated as MRX complex nuclease subunit. Lineage: Eukaryota; Fungi; Ascomycota; Pichiomycetes; Serinales; Debaryomycetaceae. Gene Ontology annotation, biological process: double-strand break repair via homologous recombination; telomere maintenance; double-strand break repair via nonhomologous end joining. The transcript has a single exon. The coding region runs from base 1 to 1893 and encodes 630 amino acids. The record is from RefSeq and is a predicted model, not a curated record. Gene Ontology annotation, molecular function: 3'-5'-DNA exonuclease activity; DNA endonuclease activity; manganese ion binding. Gene Ontology annotation, cellular component: Mre11 complex; nucleus.
AUGCCUUUGGUUGAGCAUAUUGAAAAUAGUCCUGAUACGAUAAGAAUACUUUUGACUACGGAUAACCAUGUCGGGUGUUUUGAGAAUGACCCCAUUAGGGGCAAUGAUGGGUGGAGGACCUUUGACGAGAUUACACAGAUAGCUAAGGAACAGGACGUGGAUAUGUUGGUACAAGGAGGUGACCUAUUCCAUAUCAACAAACCAACAAAGAAAUCAAUGUACCACGUGAUGAAGUCAUUGCGAACCAAUUGUAUGGGAAGUAAGCCGUGUCAGUUAGAAUUGUUGAGUGACCCGUCAACAACAAUGUUCAAUGGGGUUGAUGAAGUGAACUACGAGGAUCCCAAUUUGAACAUAUCUAUACCAGUGUUUGCCAUUAGUGGUAACCAUGAUGAUGCCACUGGCGAGGGUUUACUCCUGGCACUUGAUGUGUUGGCCGUUUCCGGACUUGUUAACUAUUUCGGCAAAGUUAAGGAUUCCGAAUCGAUAACUGUACGGCCAAUAUUAUUUGAAAAGGGGAAUACAAAGCUAGCGCUCUAUGGUAUGUCUAACGUAAGAGACGAAAGGCUACAUCGUCUUUUUAGAGACGGAGGAGUCAAAUUUGAAAGACCUGGAAUAGAUUCUGACAAGUGGUUUAAUUUCUUUGCUAUUCACCAGAACCACGCGAUGCACACUUUUAGUUCAUGUAUACCAGAAAACUUUUUACCUCAUUUUCUUGACUUUGUACUUUGGGGACACGAGCACGAAUGUAUUCCAUAUCCUGUACACAAUCCAGAAACUUCAUUUGAUGUUCUACAAGCGGGGUCAUCUAUCGCGACAUCUUUAUCGGAAGGAGAGGUUCCCGACAAAAAGGUAUUUAUCAUCAACAUAAAAGGUAAUGACUAUUCAUUGGAAACGGUUGAAUUGAAGACAGUGAGACCUUUUGUGUUUAGGGAGAUAGUGCUACAGAAGACUGAUCUAGUCCCCGGUGUGGCUUCAAAAGCAGAUGUCAUUGCAUUUCUCACGAAUGAAGUUGAAAAGGCGAUUGAAAUUGCAAAUAAUUCGCAUGCACAGAGUCACCCGGAAUUGUUUCAAUCCAACAGUGAAGAACAGGGCGAUGCUAAACUGAGUGCUCCAUUACCAUUGAUUCGGCUUAGAGUUGAAUACAGUGGUGGUUACGAAAUUGAAAAUGUUCGCAGAUUUUCAAAUCAGUUUGUGGGAAGAAUUGCCAACGUGAAUGAUGUUGUUCAAUUUUACAAAAGGAAAUCACAACAACAACCGGAGAUAUUGAGAAAAAAGACUAAAUUUAAUGACGAUAUGGUUGAUGAAAGUUUGGGUGAAAAAAGCACCACUGAAUUGGCACUUCAGGAUAUUGUCAGUGAUUUUUUAAAACAGACUCAAUUGACGCUAAUGCCUGAAGCAGGAUUGAACGAAGCAGUUAAGAAAUUUGUUGAUAAUGAUGACAAAUAUAGUCUAAGUCAGUAUAUCAAUUCAGAGAUCAAAAAGGAGACCAAAAUGUUGCUCAGUGUUGACAUCGACGAUCAAGAGUUUCAUGGAAUUGAGGAUGAAAAUCAUACAAGAAAUGCAUUCAAGCAAAUACUUUUACAAUUAAAAGAAGGGACUUAUGCCCAGUUGAACUUGGAAGCUGAGAAUGCGGCAAAAGUCUCCAAACCAAAAGUGAAAGGUGGCAGAAAGGCAGCUUCCAAAACAAUUUCAUUGGUUUUGGAUUCCAGUGACUCUGAGAAUGAUGUACAUCCCUCACCUGCUUCAAGAUUUUCACAUACUAGGUCUGUGCCGCAUCCAGGCACUUAUGCUGAAGAUGAAAAUGAGAUGCUCACCAGCGAGGAAGAAUACGAGCCUGAGUCUGUGAAAACACGAGGCCAUAGGGGAGGCAGAAUUGGAAGAGGAAAAAGAUGA